CACGCAAGAAUUUCGAUUAUCAGGUGAUCGCAGACUAGUAAAAAUUUGGCCGCGUUUUCUAAUAUUAACCCUUUCCAACAUAAACAAAUUCGUGGCGUGGAAAAAAGCAAUAAAAAAAAAAGGAGUUUUUUGUACUCAAAUUUUGAACGUUUUGGUGGAAAUUGUACGCGUCCGCUGUUUACUGUUUUAAAAAUCACCUGCAUCAAAUAAGAUAAGGGUUACCGCAAACCUUUUAUAGAGACGAUUUUAAUUACUUGUUUAGUAUCAACUUCUGCAACAUUUAUCAUGACUAAUACCCCAGAAACUUCGGUGAAGUUUGAUACAUCUCAUCAAGUCAUAGAGGAUAUUGUAUAUUCGCUAUCGAACCAUAUUUUUUCAUAUGCUGAGCAUGUUCCUUUGAACCGCUACUUAACCCAGUGGAAUGACAGUGGUCGUAAAAACGGAUUCUCAAAUAAUGUGGAAUUGUUUAACUUAGAGGCUCGUUCUGGCGCCGCUGGUUUAUUGUUGGGAUCCUAUACCGCUGCCAUUUCCUCUCCUGGCGUGUAUGCAAUGAUUACCCCCUCCAGCUGCCUUUCUUUAAUGAAUCCCUUGAUCUCGAACAUUGGUCUUUUUUAUGGUACUAGCAAACCUCUUGUUUUGCACGUUGCAGCUUUGGACUAUGUCGAGCAAGCCUAUCGCACAGACAAUACGAGCGUGUUGGACUUUGCCUACUUGAACAAUUUUACUGUGUUCACUUCUCAAUCUAACGUGGAAGCUGCCUACAUGGCUCUUGCAAGCACUAUCGCUGCGAAGAAAAGUCCUACUGUCCACGUCUAUGAACCAGAUGCAAUUGUCUCAGCCUUGGCUCCUAGUCUUCCUACUCUCGAUACCGAAGCCGUAAUUGAUUGUUUCAAUUCGUUUGAAUCAGAUCAAGAUCCGAUUCAAAAUGCCGCCAAUGCCCUGACCCAUAUCAAUAACCAUUUCUCCACUAAAUACAAGCCAGUUGAAUACGAAGGUUCUUCAUCUGCUUCUAAGGUUAUUGUUACUUUUGGUAAGACGGAAACCACAGCGGCUCGUAAUCUACUUGCUGCCAACCAGGAUUUGGGAUUACUUUCUAUCCGUACUUUCCCUUUCUCCGUAGAGGAGUUACACCGUAGCCUCCCUUCUGCUUGCAGAAAGGUUGUUGUCCUUUCUCAAGUCCGCUCAACUUCUGUUAGCUCCCCUUCUUUUUACUAUUCCUCUAUCCUUGCAAGCUUGUUGGACACUGAAAACCUUCAAUUCUCUGUAGAAGAGCAACGUUAUGCCGUCAAAGAAUCAUUGACUACUAACUCUCUUUACAAAGCUCUUUCCGACUCUUUGGGUCUAAAUUAUGCUUCUCCUGUAGCUUCUAAGGUUGAAAAGAGUAUUAGUUUCUGGGAACUUGACUCUUCUGAAUAUUACAUUCCCUACUUGGUGUCUGCUCAUAGAACCGACAAAUCAAGGUCUGUCGCUUUUCGUACACUGUACGACAAUUUGGUGCUUGCAGGUGUCCGAUUUACCACUAUUCAACUUUCUGGUCGAGACGUUCUUCUUACUGACGUUGCUCAUGAUUUGGAAGCUGACGUCUCUGUGGUAGCGAAUGAUAAAAUACCUUCAUAUUAUAGAGUUUUAGCCAAUGCUGCUAAGCAGUCUAUUUGUUUGCUGCAGACUUCUAUUUCUCAUGAAGAAAUCACUUCCAAGCUUCCUUAUGAGUUUUUGACGGACAUUACAAAUAAAGAAAUUAAAUUAGUUCUCGUUAAUCCAAAGAAAUUUGCUAUAAACGGUUCUAAUUUGCCUAUUUUGAGUGCUUAUGUCCAACUCUUCGAGCCUGGAUUAGGUGCUACGGAAGCUUUCAACGUUCUUUGUAAGGAGAAGGGAUUUAAUGAAACUAUUCGCAACAGUGCCAUUGAUUCUUUGAAAGAGGCCUUAUCUUUUGUUAAUGUCGAAGAAGCCUCAUUAAAAGAACGUGAACCUAGUGACAGACAGUUACCGUCUGUGGCCGCUGAGACAUCUUUCGGUUCUAACCCUAUCAAAUCUCUGGAGGAAGACGUUGCACCACGCACUUCUAGUUGGGAGACUGUUGCCCAGCAGAUGAUGUUCCCCGAAGCUUACAAAAAAGAAGAUGUUCUACGUCCGGAUGUUUCUGAACAAGUUUACACUGUGCGAGUGAAAUCCAAUAAGCGUCUUACGCCCGCCUCAUACAGCCGUAACAUUUUCCAUAUCGAAUUUGACCUUGGAAAUUCGGGCCUUACUUAUGACAUUGGAGAGGCUCUUGGUGUAUAUGGUGUAAACAAUAAAAAACACGUUCUUGAUUUUAUUGAAGAGUACGGACUAGAUGCCGACGAACUCAUUCAAGUCCCUUCUACUUUUUACAAGGGUCAUUGGGAAACUCGCACUGUUUAUCAAGCAUUGUCUCAAAAUAUUGAUAUCUUUGGAAAGCCGACGAAGAAGUUUUAUGAACAAUUGGCUCAAUAUGAAACCGACGAGAAGGAACGCAGUGAUCUCGAGACUUUAGUCAGCCCUGUCGGUGCACCUGACUUUAAGCGUCGUGUUGAGGUGGACAUGCUUACAUACGCCGAUGUUUUAAAGGAAUUCAAGCAUGCAAAAUUGAGCGCAUCUGAGUUGGCAGUUGUUGUACCUCUUAUUAAACGUCGUGAAUAUUCAAUCUCUUCUUCCCAAAGAAAGCACAAGGACAGUGUGCAUUUGCUAAUCGUCGUUGUUGACUGGAAAGAUGGUAUGGGACGUGACCGUUAUGGUCAAUGUUCUCAUUAUUUGUCUAGAUUGCGAGCUGGUGAUCCUGUAACAGUCGCGGUGAAGUCUUCUGUGAUGAAGUUACCCAAGUCUCCAGAAAAGCCCAUCGUUAUGGCAGGACUUGGUACCGGAUUGGCACCUUUCCGAGCAUUUUUGCAAUUCAAAGAGUGGCAGCGACUACAGGGCAUUCCCUCUGGAGACAUUGUGCUUUACUUGGGUUCACGUACACAACGUGAAGAAUACUUAUAUGGUGAAGACUGGGAAGCUUAUCAUGCAGCCAAUUUACUGACAUUCAUUGGACAAGCUUUCAGUCGUGAUCAACCUUACAAGAUAUAUAUUCAAGAUGUUAUGCGUUCUUCUAAGGAACUUUUGAAGAAGACUUUGAUAGAUGAAGGAGGUUCUUUUUACUUGUGUGGUCCUACUUGGCCAUUGCCCGAAAUUACCGGUGUAUUAGAAGAGGUGAUUCAAAGUUCUGCUUCUGAGCCAAUUGACGCUCGCAGGGUCAUAGAGCAAUGGAAGGAGGAACGUCGCUUCGUCAUUGAAGUUUAUUAAAAGAAAGGAUUUUGCAGUGUUAUUAUAAAUGGUUAUUCUUUUUUACUCUAAAUUUCCGCAUAAUUGCAAAACCUGUAAAAGGGUUUAUUGAAACAGUCCAUGCAAUUUUAUUGCAUAAAGUGAAUCAAUGUUUAUUGAAGC
Schizosaccharomyces cryophilus OY26 is the source of this 3441-nucleotide messenger RNA. RefSeq names its product sulfite reductase NADPH flavoprotein subunit. Gene Ontology annotation, molecular function: flavin adenine dinucleotide binding; FMN binding; sulfite reductase (NADPH) activity. The record is from RefSeq and is a predicted model, not a curated record. NCBI's taxonomy places the organism in Eukaryota, Fungi, Ascomycota, Schizosaccharomycetes, Schizosaccharomycetales, Schizosaccharomycetaceae. Gene Ontology annotation, cellular component: cytosol. The coding region runs from base 286 to 3300 and encodes 1004 amino acids. The transcript has a single exon.